UUACCACAUUUAUUAUCACCAAUCAAUUCCAAGACAAAAACCAGUAUACGCUGUUUUAAAAUUUUUAGGGAAUUUUAAAUUUUUGUGUAACUGUAUUUUCGUACGAUUUAUUAAUAUAUACUACAUACUACAAUUUAUUAAUCUGAGAUUGAAAAACUCAAACGAUGUCCAGCGACUAUACAAAACGACGUUCUAGUUUCAUCAAAUUAGAACCUGCUGAAAUGCAAUUGGCGUUGUUUCAGAACAUGAAAUGGGUAAACGCCGAAAAAGAAAACAUCAUUUCUAACUCUGUAUUAUUUGGUGAUCGAGGCAAAAAAAUAUUGCUUGAAGCUACUGAACAAUUCAAGAAUUCUAAACGAGAAAUUCCAAAACUGAUAUCUGAUAAACAAGAAGAAUACAUUCUUUUAAAAGAGAAAUUGCGUAAAAUCAAAAUACAAAUUGAUUGGCAAACUGCUUGUGAAGGAUUAACAGAAUUUGAGAAGAAUUUUGCUAAUAAUAGUCCUGAUUUUAAAUGUUUAGUUGAAAAUGUUCAUUUACUUACCUUACAUACAGCUUUAGUUAAGAGAGCCAACUAUGAAUUAAAUGCAAUUUUCCAUGCAUGUAAUAGACAGAUCAAGGAAAAAGUAAAAGAAUUACAAGAACUCCUUUUCAAUAAAAUUAUUGAAGAUAGUGGUGUUGGUAUUUCAAUUAGUAAUUUAAAUUCUAUAGUUUCAUCUAAUUCAACUACAGAAUCAUCUGAAGAAGAAAUUCUGGAAUUCUAAUUGAAGUAUAUACAAAUAAAAAAUUGUUUCAUUUUUUAAUUAUUAUAUAAUAAUGUUCUAUAUUAUUAUAUGUAAGUAU
Messenger RNA from Sipha flava (yellow sugarcane aphid), 840 nucleotides. RefSeq lists its product as uncharacterized. The transcript has 4 exons. The coding region runs from base 165 to 761 and encodes 198 amino acids. The record is from RefSeq and is a predicted model, not a curated record. Lineage: Eukaryota; Metazoa; Arthropoda; Insecta; Hemiptera; Aphididae.